AUGUCAACCGAAUUAACUUAUCCCUGUUCUCUAAGCCUCGAUGUGCCCUUUCCCGACGCAAGACUUGCCAAUGUUGCGCUCCAGGCUCUCCGAGUAGACAAGGAACUGUCUGCGCUCGUUCAAAAGGAGUUAUCGGCCGUUGACUCGACGCUCAAAGUUCGGUACAAGGCGACAACAAACAGGAUGCUGCGCGUGGCUGUCAACUCGUUCUUUGACAGCUUGGCUCUUGUGUUGGAGGUGAUGGAACAGUUGGAUGUGGAUGUAAUAGAGGCCAGAAAGGCGGAAGAAGAGACUGGUUGA
Messenger RNA from Podospora anserina S mat+, 300 nucleotides. RefSeq lists its product as uncharacterized. The coding region runs from base 1 to 300 and encodes 99 amino acids. The record is from RefSeq and is a predicted model, not a curated record. The transcript is spliced from 2 exons. Gene Ontology annotation, cellular component: EKC/KEOPS complex. Lineage: Eukaryota; Fungi; Ascomycota; Sordariomycetes; Sordariales; Podosporaceae.